GAGUCACGGAGCGGAAGAAGGAUCGCAGGGGGAAGACGCGUUCUAGGUUUCCGGGUGCGGCUAUCUGUAUGCAGCAGAAGGGGAGGGUUCACGAUCGUCGAUCCCGGAGCUUCUCCAGAGCUCGCAUCGCCAUCGAGGGAUCGUAGCCAUUUCCAGUUCCGUGGUAUUUUGAGAAGCAAGAUCCAAGAAAACAAUGGCUUCCUUCGCUAAGACUGUUGUCCAUGGGGAAGAGGAGCGGGAGGUGCAGAAGAGCUACUGGAUGGAGCACUCCAGGGACUUGACCCUGGAGGCUAUGAUGCUCGACUCUCGUGCCUCUGAGCUCGACAAGGAAGAGAGGCCUGAGGUCCUUUCCUUACUUCCACCUUACAAGGGAAAAUCAGUCUUGGAGCUUGGAGCUGGUAUCGGACGUUUUACUAGUGAACUUGCAAAGGAAGCUGGUCAUGUUCUGGCUUUGGACUUCAUUGAAAGUGUGAUUAAAAAGAAUGAAAGUUUGAAUGGGCACUAUAAGAAUACAAGUUUUAUGUGUGCUGAUGUCACAUCUCCAGACUUGACCAUUGAGGCAGAUUCUGUUGAUCUGAUAUUUUCAAAUUGGUUACUAAUGUAUCUCUCUGAUAAAGAGGUGGAAAAACUGGUUGAAAGGAUGGUAAAAUGGGUGAAAGUCGGUGGGUAUAUCUUUUUUAGAGAAUCUUGUUUCCAUCAAUCUGGCGACUCCAAAAGGAAAGUCAAUCCAACACAUUACCGGGAGCCAAGAUUUUACACAAAGGUAUUUAAAGAGUGCCAUACAUAUGAUGACCAAGGAAACUCAUUUGAACUCUCUCUUAUUACAUAUAAGUGCAUUGCAGCUUAUGUGAAGAACAAGAAAAAUCAAAAUCAGAUCUGUUGGAUAUGGCGAAAAAAUAAAUCAGAUGAUGGAAGGGGUUUCCAACGUUUCUUGGACAAUGUACAAUACAAAAGCAAUGGGAUUCUACGCUAUGAGCGUGUCUUUGGAGAUGGUUUUGUGAGCACUGGAGGAAUUGAGACUACAAAGGAGUUUGUGGCAAAGCUUGAACUUAAGCCUGGACAGAAGGUACUUGAUGUUGGAUGUGGUAUCGGGGGUGGUGACUUUUAUAUGGCUGAAAACUUUGAUGUCGACGUGGUCGGGAUAGAUCUUUCAAUAAAUAUGGUGUCUUUUGCUCUUGAACGUGCAAUUGGACGCAAGUGCGCUGUAGAGUUUGAGGUUGCUGACUGCACAAAGAAAACAUAUCCAGAGAACACAUUUGAUGUUAUAUACAGCCGCGACACUAUCCUUCAUAUACAGGACAAACCAACAUUGUUUAGGAGCUUUUUUAAGUGGUUGAAACCAGGAGGCAAGCUUCUUAUCAGUGAUUACUGCAAAAAAUUAGGAACACCAUCUGACGAUUUUGCAGCAUAUAUUAAGCAAAGAGGAUAUGAUCUUCAUGAUGUUGAUGCUUAUGGCCAGAUGCUAAAGAAUGCCGGAUUUAAUAAGGUCAUUGCAGAAGAUAGGACUAAUCAGUUUUUAGAGGUUCUGCAAAGGGAAUUGGAUGCUGUUGAGAUGGGCAAGGAAGGAUUCAUACGUGAUUUCUCACAGGAAGAUUACGACGAAAUUGUGAAUGGUUGGAAGGCAAAGCUGAAGAGAAGUUCCGUUGGUGAGCAGAGGUGGGGCCUUUUCAUUGCCCAAAAGAAAUGAACUGGAAUCAUAUGCCAAAUGCUUAGGUUGUGUCUGCUUGUUUGACUCUGUUCAUGAGGAAUGCCUUAUGUUUUACCUUGUUGAACUUUAUUUCAUAUCUAUGUUUGAACUCUGGAUUCACUUUGUCCUGAGACUGGAUACUGUUACUAUUUUGAAGCAUGCUUGCUUACGAAUAUUUCUAAAUU
Molecule: messenger RNA, 1872 nt
Organism: Musa acuminata subsp. malaccensis (wild Malaysian banana)
Lineage: Eukaryota; Viridiplantae; Streptophyta; Magnoliopsida; Zingiberales; Musaceae
Product: phosphoethanolamine N-methyltransferase
Biological process (GO): phosphatidylcholine biosynthetic process
Molecular function (GO): phosphoethanolamine N-methyltransferase activity
Source: RefSeq, a predicted model, not a curated record